AUGGGGCCAUCAUGUCAGAAUGAUGACACAGGGCCUUUCACAGAUGUUGUCACCACAAACCUGAAACUCGGCAAUCCUACAGACAGAAAUGUGUGCUUCAAAGUUAAGACCACAGCACCCCGUAGAUACUGCGUAAGGCCGAACAGUGGAAUUAUCGAUGCAGGAACAUCAGUUAAUGUUUCUGUGAUGCUACAGCCUUUUGACUAUGAUCCUAAUGAGAAAAGUAAACACAAGUUUAUGGUUCAGUCUAUGUUUGCUCCAGCUGAUACUUCAGAUAUGGAAGCAGUAUGGAAAGAAGCAAAACCAGAGGAACUCAUGGAUUCGAAACUUAGGUGUGUGUUUGAGCUACCAGCGGAAAAUGAUAAGCCUCAUGAUAUAGAAAUAAAUAAAAUUGUAUCCACAACUGCAACAAAGACAGAUUCUUCUGUAAUGUCUAAAUCAAUAAGUUCCUCUUUGGAUGACAUUGAAGUUAAGAAAGUAAUGGAAGAGUAUAAGAGGCUUCAAGUAGAAGUUCAGAGGUUACGGGAGGAGAAUAAACAGUUUAAGGAAGAAGAUGGACUUCGGAUGAGGAAGGCACCCCAGACAAACAAUCCAAUAUCUGCUUCUGCAGCCGCUGUCAAGGAGGAAGGGCUCAGCUCUAGACUACUUGCUUUGGUGGUUUUGUUCUUUAUCUUCGGUGUAAUUAUAGGAAAAAUAGCCUUGUAGAGGCAGCAUGCUGGGAAUUGUAAAUUGGUUUGAUGGUUCUGCCAUAUCAUUGGAUUAAAUUUAUUCAUAACAAUGUUUAAAAAAAAAAUUAAUGUAUGACAUCUCACAGGUCUUGCCUUUAAAUUACCCCUGCACAAAUAUUAUGUAACAUAAUCUAGAAAGUUUAAAAUGUACAAUGAGUAAAUGAAAGAGAAUAUUCUUCAGUGAUGAACAGGGGGAAAAAAAUCAUGAUUUAACACUACAAUGGAAUAUUGUAUAUGUCAUUUUAAACAUUCUUAGACCCUGGUACAUGUUGCUGGAUUACCUCUUUUUAAAAAAAGAAAAAUAGAAAAAAAGCCUAUUCCUCCACUGCUGGAGCUGGCCCUAUUGGAUGUUUGGAGCUGGGUUAGGCAGGAGGUGUUGAUAACUUCUGUAAAAUAUGUUAAUCCACCAUUCUGCUCAUAAAUUUAACAGUUUCUGUCAGUGUCUUCAACUCUGUGCAAAGUUACCAAUUUCUUGGCACUUAAAUGAAUAGUGAGAAGCUGAAAAGAAUUGUAUGUGGCAAUGCUGAAUGUGCUAGGCAUCAUUAAGAGGCAUAUAUUGACUGGUAUGACGCUCAUUUGGAAUAAAGGUCAAUGCCGCCUUCUCAUAAAGGGACCAAGCUACAUUGCUGUUGGUUCAUUUAGUUGAAUUAAAAUGUUAUUCAGAGAUGUUUAAUGCAUAUUUAACUUAUUUAAUGUAUUUCAUCUCAUGUUUCCUUAUUGUCACAAAAUUGACUAAUACUAUAUGGUAUAAAAAGGCACCUGUUUUAAAGCCAGUGACUAGAACUAAAAAUUUGCUGCUGUAGUGAUGCGAGAUUCUUCUGCCUCCUGGUGUUUUGGGCACUACACAAUUGUUGGAGUUUUGAUCAUCUGAGCAUUGGAGAAACAGUGGUCAGGAAACUGUUUUUGUAUAUAAAUAAGUCUAUCUAGGGGAAAAAAAUAUUAGUAGUAAACUAGUUCUAUGCCAUAAAAAGACCAAUCCUGUUUGACUAUGUAGCAUCAAAAAAAAAAGAAAAGAAAAAAGAAAUUAAAUAAAGCCCCCAAA
Struthio camelus australis is the source of this 1770-nucleotide messenger RNA. NCBI's taxonomy places the organism in Eukaryota, Metazoa, Chordata, Aves, Struthioniformes, Struthionidae. The record is from RefSeq and is a predicted model, not a curated record.